Messenger RNA from Fulvia fulva, 930 nucleotides. RefSeq lists its product as uncharacterized. The record is from RefSeq and is a predicted model, not a curated record. The transcript is spliced from 5 exons. Bases 1 to 930 code for a protein of 309 amino acids. NCBI's taxonomy places the organism in Eukaryota, Fungi, Ascomycota, Dothideomycetes, Mycosphaerellales, Mycosphaerellaceae.
AUGGCGAUCAUCAGUGAUGAGAACCCUGUGCGGACGGAGUACCAUGUUGCGGCGGAUGUGGUGUCGUUGGUGGUGUCGAGUUUGGCGUUGCCGGUUGUGGCGCUUUUGGUGUGGGGGAGGUGGCCGAAGGGUGGGAGGGAGGGGUUGACGGUGGCGACGGCGUUGUGUUUGCUGUGUUAUGUGACGACGUUCUUGUACAUCGUCGCGGUGACGUUGAUGAUGCAUGUGCAAUGGGAGAGGACGGAGGAGCUGUGUAAUGCUAUGAUGAUUGUUUGCAUGCUGUUGCACAACAGCUCCAAGGCGUCAGAAUUCGCCUUCUUGAUCGAGAGGGCCUAUGUCAUCUCAUGGAAGCGAAAGCCUCGUCGGAAAACGCCAGAGUACGUGUUGAGCAGUCUGCUCAUCAUACUACCUUACAUCGCGACUACCAUAGUCGCUAUCAGAUUUCGCAUAGCAUACAUGGUCAACGCCCAAAUCUGCAUCAUCGGACUGGAGUACUUUGCGAUUGGGUCCAUGCUCUCAGUCGAGCUACUGGCCCAGCUCGUCCUCACACUGAGAUUUCUGGUGCCACUUAUUACAGUGCAUCGCAAAGGCAAUGGGUUGAUGCUGCCGCUGAGGAACGCGGUUGUGAGGACUGUGGUUGGAUGUGCGAUCACGAUGCUGUUGAAUGUCGCUGUCAAGAUAUCGCUGCUGUUGUUUGAUGGGAUGCCGGCUUGGUUGUGCUAUCUUGGAUGCAAAGUGGAAGCUCUUUUGGCGGCUUGUGUGCUGCAUUGGAUCACGAAGCCCGUGCUUGCUGAUGAAGAACGGGAAGCCCAGCGGCGGUUUGGUGAUGAGUGUGACGAUGAUUCCAGCGAUUCUUCGAAAGAAAUGGAUCUUCAGGAGAUGCUUGGAUUACCGGCAGGUGGGCAUGCCACUGAUAGAUCGAAAGAGUAA